Messenger RNA from Leguminivora glycinivorella, 1082 nucleotides. Its product is annotated as pupal cuticle protein Edg-78E-like. Gene Ontology annotation, cellular component: chitin-based extracellular matrix. Bases 50 to 556 code for a protein of 168 amino acids. Gene Ontology annotation, molecular function: structural constituent of chitin-based larval cuticle. The transcript has 5 exons. Lineage: Eukaryota; Metazoa; Arthropoda; Insecta; Lepidoptera; Tortricidae. The record is from RefSeq and is a predicted model, not a curated record.
UCCUGUACCUGUCGAUUUGGGUAUCUGGUCAAAGGCAUAUCUCAGAAAUAUGAAAUAUUUAGUGCUCGCCGCGUUCAUUGGCCUGGUAGGGCUGAUAGAAGCUGGACCGAGAUAUCCAGGGAUAGCUGAUAGUGCCCUUGUCAGACAAAAACACCACGCUGCAAUACCACCAACAGAAAUACCUAGCUUGGCUGGUGGACGACGAGUGCCGACGCGUGCCGUUGCUACCAACGACCAGGAGGCGACAGUGUUGCGCUUCGACUCGGAAGUCAAGUCUGACGCCUACCAAUACGUAUACGAAACGAGCAAUGGAAUUUCCGCGCAGGCUUCUGGAUCUCUGCAGAAGGGACCUGAAGGCGAGGCCAUCGCCGUCCAAGGACAGUACCAGUAUGCGGCACCAGAUGGGACGCGCGUCGAAGUAAGCUACGUGGCUGACGACACCGGAUACCAUCCCACAGGUGACGUUAUCCCCACGCCGCACCCGAUUCCCGCGUAUAUUGCUCGCAGCCUGGAGUACAUCGCGGCCCACCCUCAGCCAGUCGAGAAGAGACUGUAAGAACACGGAUCUAACGGAACGGACUAAAGGACUUUUCAGACACGGCGGAUCCGUGAGGCUGUCUAAGGCAAAUUCUAACCAUGUGGAGUAAAAUAUCAUUGUACUGAAGUAAGGAUACGCCACCUCUGGCUUCGAAUUUGAUAGCGUAUAACGUAGAAGUGUUAUCAAAAACUUCCAUAAUCAAUUAAAUUUUGACGUGUAUUUAAAAUAAUACUUUCACGUUCCGCGCUAUUCAAAUUGCUUCAGAGCGACAAUUAUCUAACUCUAGAACACUGAAGCGUACUAGGUAUUGAUGUCGAACUAAGUCAACUCUGCUUGGCAAUGUCAUCAAUGUCAUCAUUCAAUGUCAAAUUUUGUUCAAAUGUCACCGGUUGAAACACGCAUAUUAGCGAGGAUUUCUCCUUGUCCGAAACAGCCCUAAACACAACGAACUCUGCUACGUAAUCAUAAGUAAAAAUCGAUAUUAGAGAGUAACACGAUGUUAUGUAAAUAAGAGCAAAUAUACAAAUAAAAUCACAGUGCUAUA